Messenger RNA from Acipenser ruthenus (sterlet), 6860 nucleotides. Its product is annotated as nectin-3-like. Gene Ontology annotation, cellular component: adherens junction; apical junction complex. NCBI's taxonomy places the organism in Eukaryota, Metazoa, Chordata, Actinopteri, Acipenseriformes, Acipenseridae. The record is from RefSeq and is a predicted model, not a curated record. Gene Ontology annotation, biological process: homophilic cell-cell adhesion; heterophilic cell-cell adhesion. The coding region runs from base 42 to 1643 and encodes 533 amino acids. The transcript has 6 exons.
UGCUCAGGCUCCAGAGUUGGGAAGAGAAGUUGUUGAGAAUCAUGGCGGUGGGAAUGUCAUUUCAUUGCCACAGGAAUAAUCUGUUUUUAACCGGAUUGAAAGCGACAAUUUUGAUUUUCAUGUAUAACCUUUCUGGGGUCAGCACAGAACGAGUUAUAGUUGAUCCACAUAUUACAGCAAUUUUGGGAAAAAAGAUUGAGCUGAUGUGUGUGGUUCACGUUCAAGAGGCACUGACGCAGAUUUCUUGGGAGAAAGUUCACAAUGGAAGUACACAAACACUUGCUGUUUUUAAUCCGACAUACGGAAUCUCUAUUCCUGAGGAAUAUCGGGAUAAGCUUUCAUUCAAAAGCCCCUCUGAGAAUGAUGCAACCCUAAUACUGGAAGAAGUGAGCUUUACUGAUGCUGGAGAAUACACGUGCAAGGUGGUAACCUUCCCUUAUGGGAACACACAAGCAUCGACCACUGUUACUGUAAUGGUUGAGCCCAAGAUAAGCAUGUCACGUGGCUCUGAUCCAUUGAUAGAUGGGGGAAAUGAGACAGUAGUCGCUGUGUGCACAGCUGAAAAUGGAAAACCUGCUGCAGAGAUCACCUGGGUGUCUGAGGUUUUUGGAGAACCUGUUCAAAUCUUGAUUGACAAGCCUAAUGACUGUGUAACUGUUGAAAAUCGGUACAAUUGGAAACCAACCAGGUUUGCCCAAGGAAAGGAGCUUACUUGUGUGAUUCGUCACCCAGCAUUAGAAUCGGAGAUACGGAUUCCAUUUACCCUGGAUGUCUUGCAUGCACCAGAAGUUGCAAUAACUGGUUAUGAUGAUAACUGGUUCGUUGGCAGGGAGAAUGUACAACUUAAAUGUAAUGCUGCUGCCAAUCCUGGGGCUACACAAUAUUCAUGGCGCAGGUUGAAUGGAGAGUUGCCAGCAGGUUUGCGAAUAGCAAACAACACCUUAAUAUUUGGUAGACCCUUGGAUCAUAAUGACUCGGGGACGUACCAAUGUGAAGUUACAAAUGAUAUUGGAAGUAGGACAAAUACAAGGAAUAUCUACAUACUAGAUCCUCCUCCUACUACUACUACCUUACCUACAACACCACCGCCUCACACGACUGCUGGCGUCACAAGUUUAGCAGCGACAAAAAGAGCACUGUUUACAUCACCAACACUGGAGUCAUUGCACGAGGGACCUUUAGGCUCUAUAAUUGGUGGUGCUGUUGGCGGUGCCCUAUUUCUAAUACUGCUGAUCAUCCUUGUUGGAGUUUGCUACAUGAAAAAACGAAGGACAUUCCGUGGAGACUAUUACACCAAGCAGUACAUAGGACCAUCUGACAUGCAGAAAGAAUCUCCGUUAGAUGUUCUGCAACCUCAUGAGCUUCAACAAUACAAUGACCCCAACAAUGGCAGUCUUAAGCAAAAGACAAAUGAGGUGAUCUACCCAGAUUACUCCAAAGAUGUGAAAAAUAACGAAUGGGGCCAUGUGGAAAAUAUGAACAACAGAUGCACAGAAGGAGAUACACUGCCAGUCGAUUAUUAUGAAGAUAGAAUGCCUGUUGGAACCAAGUAUGCUCAAGAUGACUAUUAUGAAGGAAAUGAUGGUGACUUUGUAUCUCACUUAGAUGGUUCAGUAAUUUCUCGAAGAGAAUGGUAUGUGUAGGAUCAUAAGAAAGAGACGAUCCAAACUUCACAAAAAAUCUCAAAUGUCUUUAGCUUCAUUGCCUUUAAAAAAAUAGGCCUACAUUUAAAAAAAUAAAUAAAAAAAAAGCUAAAUAUGAUUAACUUUGUUGGAUAUACGUAUGUAGUGAAUUAGUUUCUGGAGCUUUACAAAAUGAAAGACAAGAAGCAAUGACAUUGUAUUAGUAAUUGUAUUUAGCUUUAUUUGGGAAAGCUGCAUAAGGGUAGUGUUACCCUUCUUAAUCUCAAGUAUAGUAGAAGCUGGAGUUGUCUAAAUUGCCUAAAUUUUAGCGCUUGUUUAUAUGCCAUAAGCAGUUAUUCAGCUGAUGGCUCUGUUUGCGUGCCUGGCAUUUUAAAUCCACAUCUAUCGUUCUGUGUGGAAAGCAUCUUUUUUUAAUUUAUUUUGUUUUUUUACAUUAGUUAGAGUUUCAGAUAUUUAUUUUAUUUUUCUCCGUUAACUGAAGUUUUCAAAAAUUCUGAUUUACUGGCUGUCUGCUAAAUUCAGUGCUAAAAUUAGAAUUACGCUUUUCUUUUAAUUUCCUCAUUCCAGAAAGUCACCCAUGUAAUAUUAUAGUACAGGGCAGCUGGAAAAAUUUGUGACGGGUCCAGCCCUGCUUGACUUACCAGUAUAAGGAUAUCCAAGACCACAGUGGAUAAUUAGGAUUACACAGAAGUAUCAGAUUUAGGUGAAUCAGUUAAGAUGGCUAUUGGUCGGUGGGAGUAAUUGAUAUGAAUUGGAUCAACUUCUGACAAAUAUAUCAUAUAAAAGGUAAGAGAAGGAAAUAAAAAUAAGAAUUGUUAACAUUUAUUCUGAAAUUUAGGACCAUCCCGUACUUUUAUAUUGUGAAAAUUGAAUGCAAAAGUGCAGUUAUUUAUUAUUAUUUUUCACAACAAUCUUGCAAACUGUAGUAAAAUUGAUGUAAAAGAAAAAAAAAAUGUGUAUGUUUAACAAUGUAAAGAAAAGCUAGAUUGAAAGUAUUUUCUUUACCAUGCAGUUCUUUGUGCCUAUGACUGUUUGUCAGAUACCUCUUACGUAUGUUGAACAUCAUUAUAUUUAAUUGAUUUUCAUACUUACCUGUGCACUGAAAUCACAGAGUAUAGUGCCUGCUUAAAUGCAGAAAAAUGUACUGCAUCAAUAUGAAGGUAACUUUGAAACAUGUUGUGUUUGCCUGAUGGCAACACAGUACAGGUACUCCUGUAAAAGCAGUUUGCUUUCAGAUACAGUGCAAUGAUAUUUUGCCACUGGAAUAAUUCUGUAUGGAGGUGGACAGUGGUCAGUCCUCAUUUUGAGAGAGGUCCUUUUACAUGAUGUCUAGUUGUACAUUUAAAUUUAACAUUUAAGACAUAUUGUUACAAAUGUUUGUAAAGAAUUAGGAAGGAAAAAAAGUACAGCAAGUUCAGUGGAAUGCAUCCAGUUUAUUUAAUUAGUUAAUUAAUUCUUUAACCAGAAAAAAAAAAAAAAAACAUUGAGACCGAGGCCUCUUUUGCAAGAGAGUCCUGGCAAGAUGACCAGAAACAGACAGCAGUAAUUUCACAUCCCUAAAAACAACAUCACUCUAAAAGACAAUCACAUCAUACAUUCAAUCUGGGAUCAGAUUACACUUCGAUAAUUCUUGGCACCUACUCAUUAAAAUAAAUGUAAUCUUAGUUAAUAUUGUUCAUUUAGCUGAUACGUUUGGAUUAUUUAUCUGAUGCUCGUUCAUAUACUGGAUACUCUUGUCCAGACUGUUCCAUGCCAUAGGGACGAUGUAGCUAAAUGCUGAUCAGCCAACCCAGGACCUUCUCCAAGGUACUGGAUAAAUAAGUGCAAGACUAGAUCGUAAACUACACUUGGGUAUAUUUACCUGUAACAACAAACCUAGGUAACCUGGCAACAAACCUAUUACAGUUUUACACACAAAAAGCACCCAGUAAUUGCCUUCUACAAUUAAGUGACAUCCAAUUUAAAUAAGCCAGUAACCUGCAGUGAUGGGUUUGAGGGUGGCAUUCUAAUACAAAUCUGACUGCUUUUUUCAUUAGUCGAUCCAAUUUUUUUUUAAUUGCUCAGCAGAGGCAAGUAAAAGUAAAGUAUAACCAUAAUCAAACAAAGGAAAAAUACAGCUCUUUAUAACAUGAUUUCUACUUUGAAGCAUAAAGUGUUUUCGCUUUCAAUAAAGAAAACCCUGUUUUUGAGCUAUUUUCUUUAAGAUAGUUAAAAUAUGAAGAUCAAACUUCAGGAAUGGAUUCAGCUAGAUCCCAAUAUAUUUAUAACUAUCCACCACCUCAAGAGGCUCUCCAAUCAAUCAAUCAAUGAAGGAUCAAAUCUUGUUUCAAACUUUUAAAUGUAGGUCCAAAAAACAUGAACUUCAAUAUACAAUGAAAACAGUGUCGAACCCAAGACAGAGCCCUGUGGUACACCUCUUUUUAUCUCUAUGAUAGAAGACAACAUACCUCCUCCCUUUACCAUUUGUUUUCUAUCUGUUAAAUAACUACAAAACCUGUCAAUGGCUUUAUCAGACAAACCCAAUUCCCCCAACCUAUCACAUAAUAAUUUGUGGUCCACAGUAUCGGACAGAUCAAUAGACUGCAGCUGCCACCUGCUCACUAUCCAAACCUCUUGAAAUCUCAUCACUUUAGUCACUGCUGUUAUUGUCCCAUGGCCUGAUCUAAAACCAGACUGGAUUGGGGACAGCAGGUUGUUUGAGUUAAUAAAGGCUUUCAGCUGAUCCAGCAUCACCUUUUCCAAACAUUUUGCCAGAACAGGCAACAAUGAUAUUGGUCUGUAAUUGGCCACAUCCCUUUGAGAGCCUCCCUUAUGUAUUGUUACCACAUGUGCAUGCUUCCACAAUAUUGGUAUGGUUCCAUUAUUUAAGGAUAGAUUAAACAAAUGUGCCAGAGGAUAUGAAAUAAUAUUACUAGCCAAUUUUAGAAAGAAAGGCUCCAGUUGAUCAGCUCCAGUCCCCUUUGAAGUAUCCAAACUGUGUAAUGCACAGUUGAUGAUGCCACAUUCUUAAAAUCUAAUUAAAAAAAUUCUAAUGUCUUGAGCUGAUGUUAACAAAGUACACUGGUUUCUAAGUUGGCUAUAGUGCACCCAGUUCCUAACUGCCUCCUCAACUGGCGGGACAAGCUCUAGCCAUACUGCUCUGGGCAGUACAAAGCAACAACACUAACAUUAAAUCUUUCCUUGCAAUAAAUGGCUACACCUCCACCUUUUGAAGAUCUACCCUUUCUUAGUACUGCAUAACCAGGUAGAGUAACUGUACUGUCAGGGAUAGUCUCCCUAAGCCAAGUUUCUGUCAGUAUUAAAAAGUCAAGUUGAGCCUGUUCCAUCCAGUGUAAGCAUAUCUAACUUUGGAAUUAAACUUCUGAUAAUUAUCGGAGUGGUUUUUUAACCCUUAUAUUGAUGAGAUCAUUCAUAGAGAUAACUGAACGUCUCAAUCUGUUGCUAUAAUGUUGCUCAAUCUGUUGCUAUAAUGACUAUAUACACUAUACAAAAAUGUAUAUUUAGAUAAAAUACAAUAAGUCAUCUCCCAGUUAUAUUUAAACAUAAAUUAAAUUAAACUAACAUUCACAUGCACACACUGCUUCUAUGACGGCCAGCUUGAUUGUAUAAGAAGGAAAAAUACAAUAGAAAAAUAAAUAGAGAGAAUAGGCAGAUGAAGACACAGCAGACAUAUAAAAGCAAAUGAAGAAAUAUAAGCAUUUAAAAUACACAACUAGCUAACUAAUAAAAGAACACCUCACAGAAACUACCCAAAACAGCCCGAUUUGCCACACUGCCUCUAACACCAGCAGGUGAGAUGAAUCCGUAGCAAUCCUUGAAUCGGAGGCAGUUGUGUGAUGGACGCAGUGAUGCGCUAUGACGAACAGAGAAUACUUGCAAUGAUGUUGUUUGAAUGAGAAUUCAAAAAGAAACAAAAUUAAAAAAAUUAAAUAAAAAACCUAUGCAGUUAGAAUAUAUAAAACUAUCCAUGUAAGAGCAAUAGAACUCCACCAUUCAUGAUGAUUGCAAAAAAUAUAGAAAGGUUAGGCAGUGCCAAAUUUAAAAUUACUUUUGUAGCUAUAUGUCUUUUAAGUGUUUUCCAAAGUUGAAUGUGAGGGGUCAAAACACAAGCUUUACAUUUUAAUUAAGGGAAAAUGUUGAGUGAGCAUGCAAAUUUGCCAAAUACUUAACACCCUUACAAUUCUGAAUUAAAUACUGCCUGUAAGACAGUAUCUCAAAUACUUUAAAAUUCAAAACAUAUAUUGGAUUCAGGUAUGUUACUUUAUGUAAGGUGAGAUAGGAAGGAGAAAAAACAUGUAUAUAUGAGUUCAUAGUUUACAUAAUUUAAAACGUAUUUGCCAUUUUUUAUGGCAAGGUUUGUAUUUAGCAAGCUUUUAUUUGUUUUGGAGUGUGUUCUGUGCAUCCAUUGGGGUGGAAGUUUAGUUUAUUUGCAGUAUUUUCUUUAGUAGCCGAAGGAUAAAGAUCAUGAAGUGUAUUUUAAUGAUCACAACAGUGGUGCAUCAAGAGUAAUUGGCUGACCCACCUACUACCAUCACUAAAUAUGCCAAGGUGUAACAGAGGGCCACUUCUGUUUAGUUCAUUAAAAUAAACCCCAAUAUGUCUGCUAGAAAUUAAGUUGAGAUGGCACAUUCCAAUAUUUUAUUGGGAAUCAAAAAAAAUCAACAAAUAAUAGAAAAGAGGGCAACGGAUGUCAUUUGUUUCAAAUGCAAUCACCCAGCUUGUGUUGGAUAAUAGUGUUAAGUUGGUAUUUUUAAGGGAUAUUUUUCUAGUUUGUUUUAAUCACCUAGCUAUUUAGUAAACCGUGUAUGUUUGCAUUGGACAAUAUUGCAAAUGUGUUCAGAAGGAUUUCUUUUAACCAGUCAGUAUAAAAUCAUUUUCACAAAAAAGCCAAAAUCUGAAUGAUUGUUUGUUUUAUAAUUGUUUAGUUAUACAGUACUGACCUGAGUUUUAUAUAUAUAUAUAUAUAUAUAUAUAUAUAUAUAUAUAUAUAUAUAUAUAUAUAUAUAAAUUGCCAAAAAAAAAGUUUCAUAAUUAAAAUACCUGAUACGAUAACUGCUGUUGGAAGGUUGUUCUUUAAGUUUAUUUGAUAUUUGUUAAUGUGUAUGUACAUAGCAGAUAUGUAAAGGGCUGAUUUACUGCAAACUUGAUUAGCUACUGUGUGAAUUGAAUGUUUUGAUACUUAUGUUUGAAUAAAUUGCCUUUUUUUCUGUGUCUUAA